CUGCGGGGCGUGGCGGGCGUGUCAUCGCCGCUCUGGGCCGCGCUCCCCGCGGCUCUGUGGUGGCGUCGGCUGACGCGGAAGAGCGGGGCCGGGCCGGCGGCGGGAGACGGGGAAUGACGAUGACCAGCAUCCUGUCUUCAGCAGGGGAUGGAAACUGCUAUUACAUCCUAACAGAAGACUGUGCCUAUGGCAGCAAGUACUUCCAAGCUGGGAACAUGUGUUUCUGCAGUGAGAGAAGUUACCUGCGUAACUUCUCCGAUGACAGGCCCCCGGCUUGCUUCUUAAAAGUCAUCAUGUUGGAUGACAGCUCCACUGUCACGAUAAAUAUAGAAAUCCUUCAGCCUGUGCGCAAGGAGACUGCUGUCUUCCUCCUGGCCAUCAGUAGCCACAAUGAACGCUUGAACUACUUCUUGGAGAGGCUGAGCCUUGAAGCAGCUCUGCGGGCCGUGCCAGGCCAAAAAGUGAUGGUAGAGGUUGACCAGCAAUAUUUCCCUGGUAUCAUCCGCUACAUUGGAAGCAUUUACAAAAACACUUCAGCUGUCCUGUCUCCAGUCUUCUUCGGGGUGGAGUUACAGAGUGAAGGAGAAAACAGAGGGCGCAGUGAUGGAUCUUACCACGGUACUGAGUAUUUCAAGUGUAAGCGGAACUGCGGGAUCUUCCUGCCGUUUAGCAAAGUCCAGUUUAUUUCCAUGCCAGACGAUGACUAUGCGAAACAGAAGCCAAAACCAGACACAGAAGAGGUGGUUCCUGUGAAAGUGGGAGAUGCAGUUAGCUUCUACGUGGACCAAGUCCUCACAAAAGGAAUAGCGAUGGCAGUUUACAGGGAGGGAACCCAGUGGUUCGUUACAGUUUGUCCGGAAGAAGAAGGAACAACUGACAUUUUCAGAGAGAUCCCUAUGGACUCUGUUGUGAAGGAAAGCUUGCAAAGUUUAUUUUCACCAUUCGAGUCUGACAUGGGCUUGCAGCACCCAAACCAAAUGAAACGAGAGAGAAGCGAAAGUGGGGAGGAGUGUGAAAGUGGGAAUUCAUCCCUGGAGGUGAACUCCAUGGUCCAGAUCACCUUGGACAAGGGAAAUCAGGUUUCAGGAAUCAUCCGCUGGUUGGGCUACCUGCCCCAAAUUAAGCACAAAAUGGCAGGAGUUGAACUGGAUGAAGAUAAAGGGGUCACUGCUGGCGAAUGGCUGGGCAAAUAUUACUUCCACUGUGCUCCAAAGCGCGGACUCUUCGUCAAGCUGCAGUCCUGCCAGCCUGACAUCCGCUUCCAGUGUUCACACAACAGUGACUUGAGUCUCACAGGUUAUAGAGGGCAAGAAGUUCUUCCACAGGCUUCAGAGAGUUUUCCUCCCCUCCGGAAUGAGGCAGCAGUGCGUGUCCUGCUAGGGCGGAUGAAGGGGAUCCAAGGGCAUUGUAAUUCUUGCUAUAUGGAUGCAGCCCUCUUCAGCCUCUUCUCCUGUACGUCCGUGCUGGACUCCAUGCUCUUCAAGCCCUUCCCACUAUGUGACAGGAACGUCCAGAGCAUUCUGCGGGAUGAGAUUGUUAAUCCCCUCCGAAAGACUGGCUUCGUCAGAGCUAGGAGUGUGAUGCACCUUAGGGAGCAGCUAACUGAAAAGGGCCGGUGUUCAAGCUUUACCAACGCUGAGAAAGAUCCUGAGGAGUUCCUUAAUCUCAUAAUGCAUCAGAUCCUGGGAGUAGAGCCACUGUUGAAGCUGCAGUCAGGAGGCCAGAAGGAGCAGGACUGUUACUGUUACCAGAUAUUUAUGGACAAACAGGAGGAUCUGGUGGUUCCCGAUGUGCAGCAGUUAGUGGAACACUCCUUCCUGUCCUCUGAUCUGAAGCUAGUGGAGAUCCCAUCUUGCUUCAUUAUCCAAAUGCCGCGUUUUGGGAAGGAAUAUAAAAUGUUCAGCAAAAUUAUUCCUUCCCUGGAACUGGAUAUAACAGAUCUGCUGCUUGACAGUCCCAGGGAGUGCUGUGUGUGUGGCAACGUUGCCACCCUGGAGUGUGCAGAAUGUUUCAAAGACAAGGUAUUUGCAGCUGUGGGCCUGAAGCAGUUCUGCAGCUCCUGCUCCAGACAGGUUCACUCCCACUACCGACGCAAAAUGCACAAGCCAACUGGGCUGCACAUCCCAGAAGAGUUUCACAGUCGGAGUCCUUGGGGUAGCCAGCAGGUCCCUCGUGAGAAGAUGGAGCUCUUCGCGGUGCUCUGCAUCGAGACCAGUCAUUAUGUCUCCUUUGUGAAAUAUGGCCCUGAGAACGAACACUGGAUGUUCUUUGACAGCAUGGCUGACAGGCAUGGUGACGAAAAUGGCUUCAACAUUCCCACAGUAACGCUGUGCCCUGAAAUUGCCAAAUACCUGGACUUGUCACUGGCUGCACUGGCCCUGGAGCAACCUCGGGACAUGGAUGGAGUGGCCAAGCGCCUCUUCUGCGAUGCCUACAUGUACAUGUACCAGAGCAAGAAGAUGGCACUUUACAAAUGACGCUGUCUUUGGCUGGUGCCGCAGAGCUGUGAGUUGUCAGAAAUGUGAGCUUGGAUCAACCUUGCAGCUCGUAACUGGUGAAAGCAGCUGAGUCUGGGUGCACCGAGCUUGCACUUCUGCCUCUUCUUACCUCUUCCAGUGUCUGGUAUCAAGCUGUCCAUGUUGGCCUGUCUGGGUUUGUUAAAUCCUGUACCUGGACUUACUGAGUGAUAGUUUGUACUUCGGCAGACCUGGACUCUGAUUACUUACACUCAAACUCAUUCUUAUUUCCUACCUUCCAUUUCCACCCUCCUUCCUCCCCAGGCACUCUGCAGUGCUGCCCUACCUCAGCAUCCUCCCCAGCAUCCUGUUCUCCCUGUGUCAUGGUUUAACCCCGGCCGGCAACCAAGCACCACACAGCCACUUGCUCACCCCCCUCACCCAGAGGGAUGGGGAGGAUUGGAAAGGAAUGUACACCUCAAGGGUUGAGAUAAGAGUAAUUUAAUAGGUAAAGCAAAAGCCGCACACGCAAGCAAAGCAAAGCAAGGAAUUCAUUCACCGCUCCCCAUGGGCAGGCAGGUGCUCGGCCAUCCCCAGGACAGCAGGGCUCCGUCGCACAUAACAGUUACUCGGGAAGACAAAUGCCCCCCCUUCCUUCUUCUUCCCCCAGUGUAUAUACUGAGCAUGAUGCCAUAUGGUAUGGCAUAUCUCUUUGGGCAGUUGGGGUCACCUGUCCUGGCUGUGUCCCCUCCCAAUUUCCUGUGCCCCCCCCCCCAGCCCUCUCGCUGGCAGGGCCCAGGAAACGGAAAACUCCUUGAUUUAGUAUAAACAUCACCCAGCAAUGACUAAAAACAUCAGUGUCCUGUCAGUAUUGUUCUCACACCAAAUCCAAAACACAGCACUGUGCCAGCUGCUAAGAAGAAAAUGAACUCCGUCCCAGCUGAAACCAGGACACCUUGCCAGCCCUUCCCUCCAAGGCUGAGGACCACUCUUUGAUCAAAAUACGAGCAGUUAUCCUCAGGUUUGCAAAAAGCACAAGAAAACCACAGCCUUGCCCUGCCUGAAGAUAUUCUCACGUGGGCUUGUGGAGUGAGAAAACCAGGUGUGAGCUGCACUGGUGUGGUUAAAUGGAUCAGGACGAAGGGUUUUCUUGAGGUCUGGGAUAUGACCCCACACCUAAAGCUGGGUCCUUGAAUUGUCUGCACUUCUUUUACCCAGCACUAAUACUCUGGUACUUUUACCCACCAUCACUUAUUUUCAACCAUGGGAUUAAUUGGAUGCUUUUGGCUGCAAAUAUGCUUUAAAAAAUAUGUAUUUCUGUAAGAACAAAACUGGAAGAAAGAUGGAGCAGAGGAACAGCAUGUGAGCUCAUUAUGCUGCUUCUUUUUUUGCGAAGUCUGCACAAUUGCUGCAUGACUGGGUGUUCUAACCUCACUUCUAGCACUUCCUGUCCAAACUUCUGAGAUGUGUGCCAAAGACCAAUAACAGAAUUCCAAGAGCAGAAACAUUAAAAAUGGGCACUCUUGGAUUUUUCUGCCAUGACUGCAGUAAGGUUUAAGGUCCGUGGGUGGGAUCUGGUAUUCCUGAAGCUAAAUAAAUUUGCAAACUAGAGGUUCUUUGCCAUUAGGCACAUGCUGUCAGGGCAGUGGGAAGUCAGUGUUAUGAACUGGGUUGCCCAGAUCCAGAUUGCACCAAAACCUUGAGGAAUGCAUCCAGAAGCCCCAGAUGUGGUGCUUUCAUCUCACUCCUCCUCCUUUUUUCCUCUUUAAUGCAGGGUACCGUCAUUGUAAUACACAGCCUCUAGCUUUGUAUCGGACCUGUUGGCUUGGGCCAUGCGAUACCUGCGGGUUUUUUGCUGACAGCAGGGUUGUGAUGCUAAGUAGGACCUCAAUAGCAUGAUGGCUUUCGGGUGUGUCCCUUGUUUCUGUAUGUGGUGGCUACAAAGGGUGGCUGGUGUGUAACGAACCUAGAUUGUUAAUACAGAGUUAAUGUCAA
Falco peregrinus (peregrine falcon) is the source of this 4451-nucleotide messenger RNA. Its product is annotated as ubiquitin carboxyl-terminal hydrolase CYLD-like. Lineage: Eukaryota; Metazoa; Chordata; Aves; Falconiformes; Falconidae. The transcript is spliced from 15 exons. Gene Ontology annotation, biological process: protein K63-linked deubiquitination. Gene Ontology annotation, molecular function: cysteine-type deubiquitinase activity; K63-linked deubiquitinase activity. Bases 114 to 2477 code for a protein of 787 amino acids. Gene Ontology annotation, cellular component: cytosol. The record is from RefSeq and is a predicted model, not a curated record.